CUUCGAUUAUUCCUUUCCGCUCGUGCAUCCACAUUGUUUAACUUUGCAUUAAUCGUAUCACAGGUAAAUAAUUCACAUCAUACCGAUUAAUAUAUUGAUGAUGAUAUUUCAGUCGUUCUCAAUGUUCUUUCGGAUAAACGAAAAGCAUACAAAAUUAGAGCGAACAUUUCCCGCGGAUAUUUCGAAACGUUAAAAUACUCCUCUAUCCCGGUAGAGGACAGAACGUGUUUGUGGAAAUUGAAUGUUCUGAAUUCGCGCUUUUACCAACAAAUCGUGUUAUUCUUUGCUGCUCACUUGAAAAUCCAAUAUUAGCAAGGACAGUACUUGAAAAGUUGGAUUAAACUCAAGUAAUUCUUUAUCUGAUUAGAGUGCUGUAUCCAGUAUACAUACGAAACUCAUCGUAUCGUGUACACGACAAUAAAAAGUCUACGUUGUAAUAGGUAAAAUGUCAAAGCGAAAAGGAGUGUCACUCGAUGAAAAACGUAUGAGAAUGCUACAAAUAUUUUAUGAAAAAAGAGAAUUUUUUACUUUAAAAGAGUUGGAAAAAGUUGCACCAAAAGAAAAAGGCAUUGUAGUACAAUCUGUAAAAGAUGUACUUCAGGCACUAGUUGACGAUGGAUUAGUGAGGUCAGAGAAAAUUGGUACUUCUGUAUAUUUUUGGACUUUUCCAGGAGAAAAUAUUACUGCGAUAGAACACAGAAUAUCGGAAGCUUCUAAAAAGAUAGUGGAGGCAGAAUUUAAGCUUCAAAAAUUAAAAGAAGCUUGCGAGAAAGAGAAGAUAGGAAAGGAAGAUACACAGGAAAGACAACUUUUGUUACAAGAAUUAGAAGAAUUGAAGGCAAAAAAGGAACAGUUAAAAAAACAAAUUGCUAAAUUUAGUGAUGCAGAUCCCGAAACUAUAGCUGAACUUGAAAAAAAAGCACAGGAAUAUAAGGAUGCUACCAAUGCGUGGACAGACAAUAUUUUUGCUAUUCAAAGUUGGUGCAAAAAUAAAUUUGACAUCUCGGAGCAGAGUUUGAAUAAACAAUUUAAUAUUCCUAACGAUUUGGAUUAUAAAGAAUAAAAGUGUAACAUGAUUCAGACUUAAUAU
Messenger RNA from Hylaeus volcanicus, 1090 nucleotides. RefSeq names its product meiotic nuclear division protein 1 homolog. Gene Ontology annotation, molecular function: double-stranded DNA binding. The transcript has 6 exons. Gene Ontology annotation, cellular component: nucleus. Bases 446 to 1063 code for a protein of 205 amino acids. Gene Ontology annotation, biological process: reciprocal meiotic recombination. NCBI's taxonomy places the organism in Eukaryota, Metazoa, Arthropoda, Insecta, Hymenoptera, Colletidae. The record is from RefSeq and is a predicted model, not a curated record.